This is a messenger RNA of Tetrahymena thermophila SB210, 1704 nucleotides long. RefSeq lists its product as hypothetical. The transcript has a single exon. The record is from RefSeq and is a predicted model, not a curated record. NCBI's taxonomy places the organism in Eukaryota, Ciliophora, Oligohymenophorea, Hymenostomatida, Tetrahymenidae.
AUGGAUAGCAGUGGUAACGAAGAAAUAAAUAUGGAUCAAGAUAAAAAUAAUCUUGAAGACGAGUAUGGGUAUGAGGAUGAUGGAUAUAAUGAUGAGGCUGAAGAAGAUAAUAAUGCUAAUGAAGCUAACUAAGGUUAAGAAGAGGAUGGUGAAGAUGAAGAAGAGGAAGGUGAAGGCGAAGAAGAAGAGGAUUAAGAUGAUGAAAAUAACUAAGUUUAAGAUGAAAACGAUUAAAAUAAUGAAUAUGAUUUUGGUUCAGAUAAUAACGCGGAAAAUGAUAUUAUGUCUAACAAAAAAUAAAUCUAAUCUUAAUAUAAUAACAACCAGAGAAGUACAAGCUAGACUAAUUAUAAUUAAAAGUAGUAAAGAAUGGAUGAAGAAGAGGAGGAGGAAGACGAUGAAGAUGAUAGAUAAAUUUAGCAAGACGAAGAAGAUGAUGAAGACGAAGUUGAUGAUGACGAUGACGAUGAUGAUGAUUUUAAUGCAGUUUCUUCAAAGAAAAAAUAAGCAAAGAGCAGAGUUUCAACUUCUAGCAAAUCAUAAGUUUAAGUUUAAAAAGAAUAAGAAACCGUUUCAAGAACUAGAGGAGGUCGCUAAGGAAGAAGUUAAGCUUUAAGCAAUUAAAGCAAUUUAAGUUUAAAUGCUGCAUCUUCAAAAAAAAAUGAAUAAAAUCUUUAAAGCUAGUAAAGCAUUAGAACAAGUGGGAGAUCUUCAACAAGAAAUCAGUCUCAAUAAGACGUGAGAUUAUAACUAUAGCAAUAGGCGAGUUAAUCUAAGACAAGAGGAGGAAAGCAACCAUCAUCCUAAUAGAGUGCUAUUCCAUAGAAGAAAGAAGUAAGCUCUUCAAGAAAAAGAAAUGGACCUUAAUAGCAACAAGAUUAUGAUGAAGAUGAUGAAGAUAAAUAGUAAAUUGUUAUGGAAGAAGAAGAAGAUUAAGAUCUAGAAAUGGAAGAAGAUGAUAAUAAAUAAGAAGGAGAAGAUGAUGAAGAUUUAGAAGAUGACGAAGUAGAUGAAGAUGAAGAAGAUGAUGACGAUGAAGGAGAAGAAGAUGAAGAUGAUGGAUAAGGUGGUUCAGUUGAAGGAGGCAAAAAGAAAUCAAAGAAAAAAGGUGGAUUAGGAGGUGAUAAAAGCUAAUCAUAAGACCAAUAAGAUAUCAAAAAUUAAAAUAGCUUAAAAUUAGCGAAUGAAAAAAAGAAAAAUGAAUUCUGGAAGUAUCGUCACAAAAACAAAGAAGAGAAAUGGAGAGCUCCUUAGUAAGAAAUAAGACCACUCAACAAUCUUGAUGAAGAAUCUGUCUUAAGAUAUUCUAUUGAAAGAGCUGCUAAAUUUAAUGAAGAAAUCCUAAGUUAGCAGUUUAGAGUUUCUGAAAUUUUAAAAUUCCAUGAAAAAAAUAAAAUGUAGUAAAAAUAAAUACCACUAGAACACUAAUAAUAAAACUAGGCCUUCCCAUAAAAUGUUCCUGUUAUUGUGAUAACAGAAGAUGACUAUAAAUAUUUAGUAAACUAUAAUUAAUUCUACCAAAAAUCUACAAUAGAAGAAUUCAUAAAUAAAAACGUCUAGCAUGAAAAUACAGAUUGCUUAGGAGAUUUGUCCAAGUUUGGUAUUAAAAAGCAGCCUUUACCUAAAAAGAAGCCUAUAAAAAAGAAACCCUCUAAAAAGAGUACAUUUGGUGCUGAUUUGCUACAACAAUAUGAAUAAGAUUGA